Messenger RNA from Phytophthora nicotianae INRA-310, 645 nucleotides. RefSeq lists its product as hypothetical. The transcript has a single exon. The coding region runs from base 1 to 645 and encodes 214 amino acids. Lineage: Eukaryota; Oomycota; Peronosporomycetes; Peronosporales; Peronosporaceae. The record is from RefSeq and is a predicted model, not a curated record.
AUGUUCAAGUGCUCCGCUCCCUAUGAAGCCAGCAAGAACACUGAAGAAGGGCCGGUAAUAAAGCGACUUCGCCAACUGGAGACACUACUUUUGGAGACGAAGGCGCAGAUCACCGAACUGAAAAAUCUGCAAUCUCAAGCUGGACUGACCGACCAAUCUGUGGCUAGAUUACCGGCCAUUAAUGUCACCGACGAGGCCGCUGCUAGUAACCUGGAAACGCAACUUCGCAGCCAGACGAAUGGACUCGAUAUUCCUUCGGUCAAGGAUUGGGCACACUUAUGGUUACUGUGGUGGCUCCCCCAUGAAAAAGUGCAUUUGUUCAAGCCUCUUUCGGAGUGGCCGCAAUCGGAUCGAGCUCGUGCAGGAAUCACCCGAAGCUGGUACAGUGUGGCCAAAUUGCUAGGAGAAGACCUCGCCAUGUUCGCUAAUAUGAUGGGGGAGUCAGACAAGUGCCGCUGGCACAAAACGGUUCUACCUCUUUUCAGCAGUUACUACGUCAAGUAUUACGGAGGUGCCGGGAGUGCUGAUAGAGACACAACGUUCACCAUUUCGAUGCUGGCUUCUUUCAUCAGAAAAGAUCGCAAAGGCCGCCGAAACAGCGCUUGCCCAGCAAAGCCAUUGCCUGACUACUCUUCGUAUCUAUAG